This is a messenger RNA of Hypomesus transpacificus, 13075 nucleotides long. RefSeq names its product SET domain containing 1B, histone lysine methyltransferase a (gene setd1ba). Gene Ontology annotation, molecular function: protein binding; RNA binding; histone H3K4 methyltransferase activity. The record is from RefSeq and is a predicted model, not a curated record. Gene Ontology annotation, cellular component: Set1C/COMPASS complex. Lineage: Eukaryota; Metazoa; Chordata; Actinopteri; Osmeriformes; Osmeridae.
AAAAUAGGCAACAUAUACUUUGAUACAUGUAUGUUUAUUUGUACAGGCUAUGACAACAACAAUGGUUACAACACAUAAUUGUAAACAGCAAAAUAGGUGAAGAGUAAAUUUGCAAAAGAUGCAGAUUCACAGUCAUUGAUCUUUUCAAGAAGGCGCCGCCUAUUGUCGCUACAUGCGAGGUCAUCCUUGGCGACUCCACAUCUUAUAAAUAGCUUUGAUGUCUGUUUAACUUCUGAUUUUAUGAAACGAACAAACGCACAUGUGCAAACUUAAUGGCAUGCCUACAUUGCCUGAAUAUUUCUACCAUUAUACAAUCAUUGGAUGUUGCCAUAAAUCAAAAAAAAAAUUACAACAAUGGCAAUACAAAACACAAGACAUGCAAAACACCAAGUAAGAACGGUAAAACAAUGUACAAUAAUAUAGUUAUUUGCAUAGGAUAAUAUGACUUUAGUAGUUUAGACAGUUAGAAUUAUAUACAAAUAGCCUGCUAAUAUAUAAAUAUAUAUGACUAUGAAUCCAUAAGACGUUUCCCAAUUCAAUACGGUAAAAUACUGAAUUAGCCUAACAGUUCUGAUUAGACAUUGGACUCAGAUUUUGGUGAAGCAUUUUUGCCUGUCCCGUCUGCAUUGCAUCAGACACCACAGCCCGGGGAAGCCGCUUGAAUGCACUCCAAAUGUAGGCCUGUUAUGGGUUGAUUUCAAUGACCAAACUGUGUAUUUAUAGUGUAAAAUGUUUUUAUGACGACUAAUUGUUGACACAACUAUACUCGAGUUGUGAGAUUUUAAAUAGACCUUGUUAGUUGGCCUCCGUAGAACCUGACUAGACUCUAUUUGAACUAGGAAUUACAAACGAAGGAAAACAGAAACUGGACAACACCUCUUUUAGUCUAAUAAAAUAGCACGUUUUAAAUAACAUUGAGUAAAUUUGCUACAGAAAUAGACUACAAUUGAUGUUAUAUCGUGGGUACGAUAAUAAUUUAUAAGGUAUGAUAAAGCGAAAAAAAUUGCUUGACUACCCAACUUCUGUUGGAUCCGGAUUUCUGUCCUCAAUGUUGAACAAAAUGGAGCGAGUACAUGGUCUGCCUAAAGAGUAAGGCCUUACCUUCAGCACACUGAGUGUGCCUUCAUGGUAGCCAUGCCUGCCUGUCUCCUUAUCCCCGUGCGUAAAACUGUACAAAUGGCGCAAACGAGAAAUGUAAAAUGAAGUAACUGUUGAACGAUCAUCCGUGAAUUCUUUUUUUGGUAAAAAAAUUACAAUUGACGCAUUCAUGCGUCUAACAUUCCGUUCCUUCCCCCGAGUAAACACGGCCUUACGACCUUACUGGUUGGAAUAGACUAUUGUUUGAGCUAAAGCCAGGCCUCUUGAUACGUGGUAGGUUAUCUACAAAUACAACUUUACUGUAGAGGACAAAAAGGCCUGUGUGUAUUUUAAUUGCUGAAAAGACGAUAAGAGUUUUAAUUCAACAUGCAUUUGGACAUUCGUGAAAUCUUUUACCACUGUGCAGUUGUUCCACCGCGUAAAAAAAUAAACAAGACGUUUUAAUUCAAAAGAUAGGGUGCCUACAUGUUGAAUAUCUUUUCCGUCAAUGUGAAACUACACGGAUUACAUAUGGUCGCAGAGGAAAAACACAGCCUAAUUAAAUUAAUCUACUCACAGCACGCAAGGCAACCAUACCCUGUCGCUCUCGCCUAGAGACCUUCAUAAGCCCUACCACGCAUGUACGUGCACAGAAAUACACAACCUUCAUUCAGCUUUUCUCCUUUUUACUUAUUGGACGGAUUUGUAGGCUAUAUCUGGCUGACACCUCAGUAGGCUAUAGCCCAUCUUCUGAGCAGCUAAUCAACACCUUGAAAUACCAAACCAUUACCUGUAAAGAGAAAAGAAAGAGCGUGUAGAAGCCUGAAAUCCUUCUUUGAGUUUCCUGAGAGAAAUACCAGACAAUGUUCGAAUAUCGUGCCUCUUGACCUUAUAUGGCAGUGUGGGUGCAGCGCUCGCAGUCGCUUGGCGACUGACCAGAAUCUCAGAUUACUUGUGGCUGCCUAGACCUUUCUAGAUCCGUCAGCUCAGCUGCUGGUCUGCAACCAAGCUACGGGUCUAAAUGCGCAAUGCAAUGUCACUACAUUCUGAGAAUUACAAGAUUUUUUUUUUCUCUCCAUUUCGGCUUUCACCCACAACGUACACCUACACCAGUCGAAGCAAUUUAUCAUCGUGUAUCCAUUACAUUCGAAAUACUUAUGAGCGAACAAAGACCUGAAGGGGGAAACGCAGCACUCUUUUUCGAGUGACUGAGUCCUCGCCCAGCUAUGGCGCAGUUACUUUACCAACACACAGUACUCCCCUUUGUCUGUGAAGAAGCCAUUUUGAAGCUGCGAACAGCAGAGAAGCCAUUAAACGACAGUAGCCUACUAAAAGUACUUUUUUGGACAAAGCGUGGCAGAGACAUGUCUACGAGAUUAAUUUUAUCCUGAAAUGUACUUCAAUGUUCUCAGUUAAGAUAACACUUUUGGAUUACAUUUAGUAAUUCGUUGUAAGUUACCAAUAAUAAUGUUAUUGAAAUAACACAUACUAAAAUGUACAAAAGACUAUUCAAUAGUAUGAACGUUUUUGUUGAGAAAUCUUACAAUUUGCUAAUCCAGUUGUGGUUAAUUCCUGACAAUAAGACCAUGUUCAAUCUUUCCAAAAACGAAUGCUGUCAAUCAGGUUAAAAUGCAUUACCUUUGAAAAGGCAGACUUUCUGUUGCAGUGGCCUAUUUUAAAUAAAGUAGCCUCACAGUUAGAAUCUUGAAAUUUAACGAAGGUUAAGAAUUUGACUGCAAUCCUGUCUUCAGGAAGAGAGGAGAUGUCACCCCACUCCACCUUAAAGACAUUAUUAGACGAUCCGAAGAUGGGAGUUAAUACGUUCCUUUUUCCUCUGCAUUUAGGCCUGAUGUAUGUAUUACAUCAAAGCAAGGUAAAUAUUUUCAUUAGUUUUCUCCAUGCUCCCGUGGAAACUGUCAAUACUUUGAGCCUUAGUAGCCAGUUUAAAUGAAGUGUGACUGUAUUUGCAGAUAAACUGAAAUAUGCCCUUGAAGCAAGGUCAUUUUAUUUUUCAUAAGCGUUUAUAACUCCACAUUGCAUAUAUCCAGGCAACCCCUCCACAUCCCCUUUCCCUUAUCAUUAACAUACACAAAACGUGUCAUCUACAUUUUGUAGCCUGUGGUCAUCCUUUGACACAAGAAUACUUACUGACUUUCAGGGUAUUAUAAAGGUCCCUGUUGUGUAACCAUGGUGUAUCAUGUGAAAAAAUAUCAUGUGUAGAAGUUACAAGUCUGGAAUGUAGAAAAACUAUCAAAGGGGGGUUAGUCAGGAAUCAACUGCCAAUUUCCAGUCAACAUGAUUAAGCAUUGCUGUUAAGGGCCAUUGCUAUCUCUGUCUGGCCUGCUUUCUUUGCAGACGUUAGAGGAGCAUUGAAUCUAGCCUCAAAUGUCAUUACCAGUGAGGAUCUAUACAGCAUGCCAAUGAAGGUUUUGAAAAGUCAAGUUGGCAUUUAUACUUAUAUCAUUGUUCCUACAUGAGGCAUUUGAUAUAAGUUAAUGAGGUUAAAAAAUUAUGGUAUUUUAAUUACAGUACUGAAUAUUUGAUACAGCUUUUCUACAAAUAGAAAUGAAUAAAAUGUUGAACUUACUCAUUGCUAAAUCUUACAAGGCCAAAACAGUGCAAUGUCAGUUAUAUGCCAUUACACACUCUAAUUAUAUCUGUGCUUUUUUCUCAACAACACCUUCAAUCAAGCUGUUUAUUCACUAUACUUUUUUUUUCUUUUUACUUUAGAAACACAUACUAUUUUUAUGGGUGUGCCAUGACCUAGUUAAGACAAAGAUGGAUUCCAGGCAGAGGAAAAAAAAGAUUCAAAAUGUCAAAGGGAUAACAUCCAGUACUUUAUCUUCCUUCUUCUCAAUCCUUUCAAUGAGGAAUCAUUGUAAUUUAUCAUAUAGUCCAUUGAGAGAUGAGGAAAUCAAGUAUAAGAUCCCUUUUGGAACAAAGGAAACCCAUAUUGGCCUCAGAGUCCCUUUUCAGGAAAAUGGCCGCUGAGAGCGCACAGCCCCCUCUCUCUGCUCUCUGUUGAAGGAUUCCUCAACUGUGCCUCUAAUAGCUGAAGCCGAAAUGGUGCUUGGAUCUGAUUGGCCGGCGGAACAGCUACUGUUAACCAGCCAAUUGCCCAAGCACUGCAAAAUAUCAAGCAUAAUGUGCAAGGGCACAACAAUUCACACAAAAGCUAAAUAGGACAUGCGGAUUAUUUAUACAAAUUGCAAUGAGAAUGAAACAGGUAAUGAUGGUAAUAAUCAAUAGGCUAUCAGCUUUUGCAUAUAGCCUGUGUAUAGGCUAUAAUAUUAACGAGUUGCAAACCACCGUGAACGCUACUCAAAGAAUAAUCUCUUAAAUAAAAAAUAUUUAACAUGUUUACUUAUAGGUGGUGUAAGAAGCGAUAUUUGGCGGUGUUUUUCGAGAUAUUAAUGAGCUAAGAAUGGGAAGCAAUCCCUUAACAACAGUACUCGGAUCCGAUCUUAAUGCAACCUUACGUGGAAGCAGAAAAUACCAGCAGACCUCAGGUCGGCGCGUAACCUAAAAAGGAGCCCUCUGGAUCCAUCUUGUGUUUGCCGCUGAAGUAAAUGCAAGAAGUAGAUUCGACACUUACUAUAAAUCCCUCGUUCAAGCUACAGGGCCAUUAAACAUAUCUUUUUAAAUAUGUAAGCAUAAUAUAUUUUUAUAGUGAUAAAUAAUUUUCGUAUAGUUUGUAGUACCCUGCCAAUAUUAAAGACAGUAGACAUAGCCAAAGAACUUGGUAUCGAAAGUGCGACUGGAACGAGGGGUUGCCAAGCUCAAUAGUGGUGUAUUGUGGGAGAGACAGAAACCCCAGACUAGAGGCACACAAUAUGUGUUGGCUCGCAAAAAGGAGGCAGUAUCCUUUAAAUCAUGUAAUGUAAUCAGCGAAAGGUGAACGAUCUUGCCGUUUGAUUAAUUAAAAACAGUCGAUCGGGCAAAUCAUGUCCAAGCCAGGGGAAAGAAACAGAGUAAACGAAGACCAUGGCAGAAAGCUGAGUUCAAGUUUGGCGAACGGCAUGGACAACAGCCAUCCCGUUUGCAGUUCGGGGGAGAAAAGAAGUCACCAUUGGAAAAGUUACAAGUUGAUUAUUGACCCAGCGUUCCAGAAAGGAUCGCCAAAACUGUAUCGCUACGAUGGACAGACUUUCAGUAUGCCCAACCCUGGAAUGUCACCGGUGGAUAGCGUUCGAGACCCUAGAAUCGGUCGCCACUGGUCCAAGUACAAGGAGACUGAUCUCCCGGUUCCGAAAUUUAAGAUCGACGAAUGUUACAUCGGCCGCGUGCCUCCAAAGGAGGUUACAUUCGCGAAGCUGAACGAUAACAUCAGAGAGUCGUUUUUAACCGACAUGUGUAAGAAAUUUGGAGAUUUAGAAGAGGUGGAAAUUCUGUAUAACCCGAAGAACAAAAAACACUUGGGAAUUGCCAAGGUCGUUUUCGGAACGGUGAAAUCAGCCAAGGAGGCCGUCCAGAGUCUAAAUAACACGUCUGUCAUGGGCAACAAAAUCCACGUGGAGCUAGACCCUAAAGGGGAGAGGCGACUGAAGUUCUUUCAUCUCCUGACGGACGGUAGCUACACGCCGCAGACCCUGCCCGUGGGCGAAGAAGUCCGGCUGUCACCUCGCAGCCUGGCUGAGGCUCUCAUGGCGUGCGAGCCUCUCCGCAGGCUCUCGGAGGGCAGCUCCUCGGCCGCGGGAGGACCCUCGACCCCCGUGAGCACCACCACCCCACUCUCGGUGGACACGGCCUACUCCAGCGUCCGGCAGGACACGCCCCAGUCCCAGGGGACGCCUCGACAGACGGGCACCCCCUUCUCUCAGGACUCGAGCUACUCCAGCAGGCAGAACACGCCGGCCUACCAGUCCAGCCGAGCUGAAGGCUCCAGCAGCGGCUACAAGCCCCGCCGCCACGAGACCAAGUUCCAGGAUGCCUACAACCGGCGACCAGAGAGGCGCUACGUCCACGCCACCGGUAGCUCCUCCUCCACCUCGUCCUCCUCAUCCUACCGAGGCAAUGGCUCCGACGCUGCCCCCUUCAAGCAGAACCAGCCACCCCCACCCGAACCCCCGCCCAGCGCCUCUUCCUUCGCCCACACGCCGCCUCCCCCCGGCAACUUCAAGUCAGCCUACUCUCCGUACCAGGCCCCCAUGCCCCCCGCUUUCCCCGCCUCCAAACCUCCGUUUCACCAGCCCGCUCAGAGAGAGGCGGAGUACCCCCGGCCCCCGCAGCCUCCUCCUGUUGUCGCCACCGACAAGCCCGAGACCCCCCCCAUCCCGGAGCCCCCCCCCGAGCCCUCCUCCCACCCCAGCACCCCCCCGCCUCGGACCCCAGAGCGCUGCCCCUCCCCCAGCACCCCCACCCUGGACUCGGAGCGGCACAGCCUGGAUUCGCGCAUCGAGAUGCUCCUGAAGCGCAAGCUGCCCUUCCUGGCCGAGCGCGACUCGGACAACGAGGUGAAGAUGGAAGGUAGCCCCAUCUCGUCCUCGUCCUCCCAGCUGUCCCCCAUCCCCCCCUACGUGGGCGGGCCCCCUGGCCCCCAGCGCCCCUCCAGACCCUCCAGCACUGGCCUGGAGGACAUCAGCCCCACGCCGCUACCCGAAUCCGACGACGAGGAGCUCAUCCCUGGGACCGCCCCGCUGCUCAAGAGGGCAAGCUCUCCAGGCCCGGAGAAGUCCGUUUCCGACGACCUCAAAGACAGUCGUCUUGGAAACCACACCCCCACGGAAAAAAUGGACACGAGCAACCACUCGUCAGGGGAGGACAUGGAGAUCUCCGACGACGAGAUGCCCGGCUCGCCCGUCGCCAGCGGGGACUGCGCCAAGGGCAUCGUGGUCAACUCAGCCGUGUCCCCCAUGCACCCCCAGUCCAUCCCCAUCCCUCCCCCGGGAUUCCCCCCUCUCCCCCCCCAAGCCGGCUUCCCCCUGCCGCCCCCGCACCUGCCCCCCCACUCCUCGGUCCCCGGCCCCCACCCUCCUCACAUGGCCGGUCCUGGAGUGCCCCACCCCAUGCUGCCCCACCUGCCCUACCCCCCGGGCAUGGUGCCCAUGAUGCAGAUGGACCUCAUCAGCUGCCUCCCCCAGUGGAGCAGCGUCCACAUGUCCUUCCAGAUGCAGACCCAGAUGCUGAGUCGCAUGGCCCAAAGCCAGAGGCCCUACCCCUACCCCCACUUCAUGGGGGCGGCCGCAGCCGGGGCGGGAGCCAUGGCCUUUGGGGGCCCCUACCAGCCCCUGGCCAUGGGGGCCAGCCCCGCGGCGAACGCGGCUGUGCCGGGGCAACCCUGGCCACUUCCCAGCAUGCCAAAGUUCAACCCGGCGGUUCCCCCUCCCGGCUACGAGGCUAAGAAGGAAGACCCGCACAAGGCCACGGUGGACGGAGUCCUGCUGGUCAUCAUGAAGGAGCUCAAGGCCAUCAUGAAGAGGGACCUGAACCGCAAGAUGGUGGAGGUGGUGGCCUUCAGGGCCUUCGACGAGUGGUGGGACAAGAAGGAACACUCUGCCAAGGCAUCCUUAACCCCGGUGAAGGCUGGGGAGGGGAAGGAGGAGGACAAACCCAAGCCCAAAGAGACAAUGGGCUCCAGCCUGCUGGAGAACUGGAACAAGGGCGAGGGCCUGGGCUACGAGGGCAUGGGCCUGGGCAUCGGCCUCCGAGGGGCCAUCCGCCUGCCUUCCUUCAAGGUGAAGAGGAAGGACCCCCCCGAGGCGUCGUCCACGGGCGACACCAAGCGGGCGAGGCCGUCCACGCCCGCUGACGACGAGCUGGAGGACGACGGGCAGACCGACCUGCCGUCCGACGGCUCCAAGCUGGACGGGGACAGCGCGGCGGCGCGGCGCAGACACGCCCGGCCCCUGGAGCUGGACAGCGAGGGCGAGGAGGAGGAGACCUCGGGGAAGGAGGAGGAGGAGGAGUCUCUGUCGGAGAGGGAGGAGGAGCCUGACGAGACGGAGGUCUCUGAGAGGCUGUCGUCGGGCAAGGAGAGUGGUGAAGAAGAUGGGGCGGACUCAUCCAGUGACUCGCGUCAAGGAUCAUCCGAUUCUUCGGACGAAGAUGCAGCUAGCUCUGCCUCGGGCAAGGCAGACUCGGACUCGUCAGCAGAGAGCGGAGACUCGUCGGACUACGAGUCGAGCUCGGAGGAAGAGGAGGAGGAGGACGAGAUGGCGGUGGAUGUGGAGUCCGAGAAAGGAGAGGACCGGCUUCGGUCCUUGUCCUCCUCCUCCUCUUCCUCGUCUUCCUCCGACGAGGAGGCGGAGGAGGCGGAGGAGGAGGUGGUGUCCAAAGCUCCCAGCACGCCCACGGGCCCGCCGCCCAAGGAUGAGCCAUGUGAGGAGGACCAGAGUCUGGGCAAGGGAGCGGGCCGCAAGGUCAAGCCCAACCACAUGGCCAUGGUCGAGGGGCAGGAGGCGGCAGGGUCUGGCCGGACCACCCUGGAGGACGUCUGGCCAUUGUCGCCCAAGGGAGUCCCAGUCGAAGAGCCAGAUAUGGAUCUUGAAGUCAGCAUUCCUGUACCCGCGUCCGAACCCCACGAGGACGUUGAGAACGUACGUCCACCCACUCCCACGGGAUCCCUCGCCGACAGCGACCAGGACACUCGGCCCAAGCCCCGCCCACAGGACGAGGAGCUACCCUGCACCACCACCCCUAAAGCCCUCCCCGUCCCCUCCACGCACCUCCCCCUGCCUCCUACCCCCACCCUGGAAACUCGCUCCCUGCCCCUGCCGCCCCCCGGCCCCCUGACCGAACUCCUCCUGCCCCGGCCCCGGCUCCCCACGGACGAGGACACCCCUCGCACCCCUGGCCGGGACCUGAUGGAGCGGGCGGGGCUGGGGAAGUCCCAGAGCACUGAAACGGUGCCCAACACACCCGGCUGCGAGACCCCGCUCACGGGUAACAGCCUGACGCUCAGCUCGCCCCACGUCCUGGGCAGCCCCUUCCCCUACCCGGCCCAGUCGCCCGUCCUGAGCGCGGGCAUCCCCCGCACCCCCGGGAGAGACUUCACCUUCGCCCCCACCUUCCCCGACCCGGCGGCGCUGGCCGCCAGUCUGGCCAGAAAGGCCUCCUCCGAGAGCCUGGAUGAGCGGCCUGUCUUCAAGGAGCCCCCGCUCGGCACGUUGUUGCCCAGCCUGCCUCUGUCUGUCCCCUCCCUGCAGGAGCCCCCCCACGGCCCCCCCACAGCCGAGCCCCCCCUCGUCCCCGACGCCACCCCACCCAAGCGCAAACCCGGCAGACCGAAGAACAAGAAGACGCUGGCGUCGGCGCCCCCUGCCGUGACCUCGGAGCUGCCGUUGAGCUCCAUGCCCCCCUCCCUGCCCCCCCAUACCCAGGCCCUCGCCAACGCAGCCCUUCCGGACGCCGUCAGCCGUGCCGGCCUGGACGCCACCGCCAAGGGGCUGGACUUCCGGGAAGCAGAGGCGGAGCCUCAGACGACGACGGUUGUGAAGUGCGAGGACGGCAUCCUGCCCUACGAGGACGAGGAGACCCUCGUCAAGCAGGUCCGGCGGCCGCGGAGGGGGUGGGAGGAGCUUCUGCUGGACAGCCUGUCCCCCGCCACCACGCCCUCGCGGCCCUGCUUCGCCCCGCGCUCCGAGUUUGAGGAGAUGACCAUCCUGUACGACAUCUGGAACGACGGUAUCGACGAUGAGGACAUUCGCCACCUGCAGGUGACCUACGACAAGAUGCUGCAGCAGGAUAUAGGCAACGACUGGCUCAACGACACCCUCUGGGUCCAGCACCCUCCUACCAACAUCCCGGGGACAAAGAAGAAGAGGCGAGAUGAUGGCAUGAGGGAUCACAUGACCGGCUGUGCGCGUAGCGAGGGCUACUACAAGAUCGACAAGAAGGACAAGAUCAAAUACCUCCAGAGCACCCGCCUGCUCUCCGACGAGCCCCCAGUCGACACCCAGGGGAUGAGCAUCCCUCCCCAGUUCCACGGCUCCACCAGGGCGGGCUCGGAGCGCCGCUCAGAACAGCGUCGCCUGCUGUCCUCCUUCAGCUGCGACAGUGACCUGCUCAAGUUCAACCAGCUCAAGUUCCGCAAGAAGAAGAUUCGCUUCUGUAAGUCGGGCAUCCACGACUGGGGCCUGUUCGCCUUGGAGCCCAUUGCUGCUGACGAGAUGGUGAUUGAGUACGUCGGCCAGAACAUCAGACAGGUGAUCGCUGACAUGAGGGAGAAGCGCUACGAGGAGGAGGGCAUCGGGAGCAGCUACAUGUUCCGCGUGGACCACGACACCAUCAUAGACGCCACCAAGUGUGGCAACUUCGCCCGCUUCAUCAACCACAGCUGCAAUCCCAACUGCUACGCGAAGGUGAUCUCCGUGGAGUCCCAGAAGAAGAUCGUCAUCUACUCCCGCCAGCCUAUCAACGUGAACGAGGAGAUCACCUACGACUACAAGUUCCCCAUCGAGGAUGAAAAGAUCCCCUGUUUAUGCGGAGCGGAGAACUGCAGGGGCACGCUGAACUAGAGCAGAGACGCUUCCAGCAACGACGAGCACUGUCCCUAAACAUGGCCGCCCACGCUACCCUGGACGACGCACACGGAGACUCCAUGCCAAAAUGUCGACACGGUGAUGGAAGAUGGGGGAGGAGACGGCUGAAGAACCCGGGUUCGAAGACCUGCAAGUCAUCUGGGUUCAGUGCAGUUUUCCUAUCUGGGACUCUUAUAUACACACAUUCACUCAAGAUUGUUUACGAUUUCAGGUGCUUCUUCAACAGACACAUACUCUGCCAGUGACCCGGACAAUACUAAGCACUGUACCGACGGACUCCCUGGUCCGGCACUCUAAACCUUCCCUCUUCCCUCUGUGUAUGUUCGACUUGGUUCCACUUCGGCUCUCAUCCUGGGUUUGUUUCCCAUACUCUCACUUUCCUCAUAAGCUUUAUGGUGUAUAUGUGUGGUACGUGACCCCCCCCCCCCCCCCCCUUAACACACUUACACAUAUACACACAUACACACACAUACAUACACACGUGCACACGCACACACCCAAACCUCCCUCCUAGCUGCUCAUUGAUACUGUAAAAACACACAAGGAUAACACUUCCCCUCGAUGUAGGAGGGGCCUGUCACACUAUUCCCCUGGGUCAGAGGUCAGGUUACUGACACCUGUUGGGAUAUCAGCUGACACCAGUGCUUUCGUAGCAGAUGCAGAUUUGAGGCGCACACGACGGUUACUUGUGCCACGUGUUCACAAAUCUGUGUUUGUGUGGAGGCCGUCGUCCCAUCGCUCUACACACACACACACACACACACAGAAACACACCCCUCUUACCAGCAAAUACCAUAUCAUGCUGCUGCCUGUGACUUUAUGCAAAUUCUAGGUAUAUGGAUUCAAAGAUUUACAAAAGGUAUUAACGCUCUUGCUGUAUUUUUCCACUCUUUUUGCUCUCGCUCUCCUCUUGUCUCUUCUAAGACACUUUAGUGUGUGUGUGUGUGUUUUCUGCGUGUGCACGUGAAGGCAAAAUAUGUGUGUGCUGCCCUCUAUAGGCAUACUUUAGAAUAGUCAAUUGAAGAGAGGGGGGGAGGACACACACAUAACAUGGGUACUUUGAGGAACUGAAGGUUUAACCAUGCAUCACUAGUGUUAAGUCCUUGGAAAGGCAGAGCUCACUGUGCUUUUGUGGAGGUUUAAGUCUCGUUGAACCCAGACUCAAUGUAACCCCAGCCAGUGUCCCAUCUCAAACUGUCGUCUGUCACGUAACACGGAUGUUGGGGACGGGCCUGGCUGUGGGACAAUCAAAGGUGGGCAUCAUGAUGACGACGACGACAAUGAUGAUGGUCAUGCAUAGAAGCAGUAUUCUAAGUGCCAUAUGCAUGGAUACCUUCCAGAGUUCUCAAACAGGGAUGUCUCUGAAAGCUGUCUGUAGCUGUUGUGUUUAACCCUCACACACUACACACAAUGAAAUGACAAGAAAGGGUUAAAAACAAAUAUUAUUUUAACCUGUGAGCGAAUGUGUUUGUUGUGGAUGAGGUCUGUGUGUGCAUGUUUGCUUUUGUAACUGUCGGUUUCCUUCGCUUGUGACGGCGAAGACGAUGGGUCCCGUCCCGUCCCCCAUAUGUCUCGUCGUGUCUCAGCUCGUUGGCCCCUCCCACCCCAGUAUUGUACCUAGCUUACACCAGUGUUCCUGAAAGGUCGCCUAGCACCUCGCUCUCUUUGCUUCUUGCCCCCCCCCCCCAGGCUCCAGUCCACAGUUAGUCUUGUCCUCCUGUGGUCACAUGGUCUCUGUCAUUUGCAGGAUGUGAACACCGUCUUCAAUGCAUCAGAGGCUUGCACUUCCUGUAUCGCUCUUGUCUCCCCAGCCAAUCCAGAAUCCUCCAAGACCAAGUCAGUCAUUGCUUCCUGUUCAUUGUGAUGUCAUGCUUUUGAAGGAUGUUUUUUUAACGGCAGUGGUGUUUAUUAUGUACAGGCUCACUUGUAAAUCAGAUCUGAAGCUUCUUUUUUUAUCACAACAGGGGAGUACUUAUGAUGCAUCUUUCCUUUUUUAUUAAACAAAAAAUGAGUAUUUAAGAAGAUAUUUUCAGGGAUCUGUGAAAAGGAAUUUCUAAAGUUAAACAAGGGUUGAAAUUGUUUAUUUAAAGCAAAGGUCCAUCUUGUACAUAUUGAUAGCUCCUCUUCCCUUUUGAAAGAUCGUUUCUUGUAGAAACUUCUUCAUUUUCUGCCCAUUUUCUUUGUAAUCUUAUUAAAAUGUGUAAAUACUUUAACUGUGAAUAUAUAUAUUUUUGUUUUGGGGGAUUUGCUACAUAAACACAGCUCAGAGAAAUAUGUAUUAAUUUGAGUGUGCUUUGAGCUGGUGGCAGUAUUUUCAGCUUGUGUCAAGCUUUAUUUUUUAUUUUGUGUUGUAAAUUCUAUGAAAACUUGUUUGCAGUGUGAGUGACAGAUACAAUGAUGUUGCAGAAAUGGUAUGGGAAAGGGGCGGAGCCACCAGCCUGCUUCUCAUGUCUAUUUAUUACACAACAAAUGUAUUAAAAAGAAAAUCAUGGAAAAUAAAGGCAUUUUUUUUCAAGCGA